UGGGGAGGAGCAGUCCGAGCAGCCAAAAGGGAGGAAAAAAUGUGAAGGGUGAAAAAAAAAGUUCCUUGCUGUGUAGACUCCUGCUCCUCUAGCCUUACUUUUAGCCUUCUCAGUUACCCAAAUGUUCACUGCGGCAGUGUGCGCUCUCUCCGCUUCACCGUGGCGAGCUGUGGCUUAAAAAAGGACUUCCAGACGACACAGAAAGAAGAGAAAAGAGUUACAGAAUCGGAGCACACGCAGAAGUUGUGAGAGUUUCUGGGGGGACGCAGUUUGGGGAGUUUUUACGCAGUGCGCAGGAUGCAGGCACGCUACUCCGUCUCCAGCCCCAACUCUAUGGGAGUUGUACCGUAUAUCAGCAGCGACCAGAGCUACUACCGGGCCGGCGGUGGAUACACCGGGAUGCCCGCGCCAAUGAGCAUGUACUCCCAUGCGGCUCAUGACCAGUACCCGGCCAGCAUGGCCCGGGCGUAUGGGCCGUACACCCCUCAGCACCAGCCGAAGGACAUGGUCAAACCCCCCUACAGUUACAUCGCUCUCAUCACCAUGGCCAUCCAGAACUCACCAGAGAAAAAGAUCACCCUGAACGGGAUUUAUCAGUUUAUCAUGGAGAGGUUCCCCUUCUAUCGGGACAACAAGCAGGGCUGGCAGAACAGCAUCAGGCACAAUCUGUCUCUCAACGAGUGCUUUGUCAAAGUGCCCCGGGACGAUAAGAAGCCCGGUAAGGGCAGCUACUGGACUCUUGACCCGGACUCUUACAACAUGUUUGAGAACGGCAGCUUCCUACGGCGCAGGAGGAGGUUCAAAAAGAAGGACGUGCAGAAGGACAAGGAUGACAGGCAGGGCAAGGAUCCGUCAGCCCGCACCCCGGGCAGUGAGCAGGACCCGUCGGGGCAGGGCUCUCAGCCGGUGCGAAUCCAGGAUAUAAAGACGGAGAACGGGACCUCAACGCCGCCGCAGGCCGCGUCCCCGGCCCUGAGCACCGUACCCAAGAUCGAGAGCCCCGACAGCAGCAGCAGCAUGUCAACAGGCAGCCCCCACAGCGUGCCCUCCACCCGGUCACUUAGCAUGGAUGGACCCGAGCACCACCAACACCACGGCCAGGCCCAGGUGCAGGGCUUCAGCGUGGAUAACAUCAUGACCACCCUGCGGGGGUCUCCGCAGGCCGAGCUCUCCCCGCCACUCAUCGCCUCCUCUCGGACAGGUAUCAACCCUUCACUGUCGCUCAACUAUUCCCCCAACCAGACAUCCGCGUACAGCUCAACGGCCUGCAACCAGAACGCCAUCUCCUCCAACUCCAACUCGACCUAUCACUGCAACAUGCAAGCCAUGAGCCUGUACGCAGGGGACAGAUCAUCCGGUGGCCACCUGGCGCCGUCUGCCACUGUGGAGGAGGCUCUGCCCGACUAUUGCAUCACCACGACCACCGCGACCCCGCUCGGACACGGAAACCUGAGUCAGGCAGGCCAGGACGGCCACCACGCGCACCAGGGACGGCUCACGUCCUGGUACGGGGACCUGAGCCACUUGAGCCCGGGUUACCCGACGCAGCAGCAGAACUUCCACUCUGUGCGGGAGAUGUUCGAGUCCCAGCGGAUCGGGCUGAACGGCUCCCCGGUCAACGGGAAUAAUAGCUGUCAGAUGGCUUUCCCGUCCGGCCAGUCCAUCUACCGCACCUCAGGAGCUUUUGUUUAUGACUGCAGCAAGUUCUGAAAGCCAAAGUGUGUCAUUUAAAUUAAUAACUCUAAUAUAUGUUUUAUAUUUUUUGUACUUUUACUCACACUCCGAAUGGACAUAAGAGAUUCAGAGACUUUUUCUAUCGAGGCGUGUGUAACACCGAAAACACGUAAGUUUUCUUCCCUCUCAAUUUGAGAAUUGUUUAUAAAGAAGGCUCGACUACCAGCUUCUAUGACCAUAGACUGUAAAUUAUAACCUAAUAUAGUAAUUUAUUUUUUAGGAAAAGGGAGUGGUUGGAUAUUGAGGACCAAACACUUUUAAGUUUUCCAGUUUUCUUAUUGCUGCCUUUAUUUGUCCCAGUUCUUGUAUAGAAAUAGAGGGGGGACUUUGUAGUCUAUACUGACUUAGCCUAUUUUAUUCAUUUUGUCUUAUUUGUUUAAAAAAAACUAUUUUGAAGGCAUUACAUUUUGUUUGUUUAAUAAAGUGCCGUCUAUUUGACCUUAA
Molecule: messenger RNA, 2178 nt
Organism: Cottoperca gobio
Lineage: Eukaryota; Metazoa; Chordata; Actinopteri; Perciformes; Bovichtidae
Product: forkhead box C1-A-like
Exons: 1
Coding region: 298-1710 (470 amino acids)
Biological process (GO): regulation of transcription by RNA polymerase II; anatomical structure morphogenesis; cell differentiation
Molecular function (GO): RNA polymerase II cis-regulatory region sequence-specific DNA binding; DNA-binding transcription factor activity, RNA polymerase II-specific
Source: RefSeq, a predicted model, not a curated record